AUGGCGUAUCCAACAGAUUCGCUAGAUUUUUCCAAACCAUGGCAAUUCAGUGAUGUGGUUUUGGUUGUGGAAGAGGAAAGAUUUCAGGUUCAUCGCAAUAUCCUGGGGAUGUGGUCUGAAGUAUUCACAACGAUGUUUACCUCAGAAUUCAAAGAGAAAACCGCUAGAGAUGUCCCGCUUCCGGGAAAGAAAUCAUCUGAGAUCAAAGAAAUGCUGCUAGUGAUUUAUCCAACGUCGGCGAAACCGAUCAAUCAGGAGAAUUACUUGUUUUUACUUAAGCUCGCAAAAGAGUACAUGAUGGCAAAUCUCACCAGAAAAUGUGAAAUGUUUCUAAUGAAUGUCUUGGAAAAAUUGCCGCAUGGGCCAACACGCAACGCACUCGGCUGUUUGGAUAUUCUAGACACUGCACAUCACUAUGGUCUGGGUAUUCUGGAACGUGCCUGCAUCGAGAAAGCAAAGGGCUUAAGCCUCAACCGUCUAAAAAGUGAACGCUAUAAAAUACCGGAUGCUACCCGUGAAGUAAUAUUACAGGGAAGGAUUGAGAUGUUAUAGAAGAGAGCAAGAGAAUGUGUCAAGUGUCGCCAAUACGCAUUCCCUGACAUACCAUGAAGACAUUGAAUAACUGCUGAUUUAAGUUUUAUUUUUCUCACUUUAGUCUCAUUUCCUUCGUAGAUAUUGCUUUCUCCCUUUUAUAAUUAAUAAUCAAUAGAGAUAACAUCUUUCUAUCAGGUUGUUAAUGCAUGAAGUGCAAUGGUCAUGAAGCAUGUCAGACUUCUUGUUAUCUGUUUUGUUAAUACUUAACUCUUUUACACAUGUAAUUUGAAUAGAGGGUGCUAAUGGGGGAACCCAAUUCUCAGUUAUUAAACUACUAAUUUUUCAGCCAAAUAUCAGUUAACUACUAUUUUUUGGGCCAAUUCUCAGUUAACUACUAAUUUCGGUCAGCUAUUAACUUUCACUUUCCUACAGCGAAUAUUAUUCCCUUAUAACCCGAAUUUUUAAAAAUCAAGGUAUAAAUUUACAUGAAUUUACAUAAACUCCGCCACUAGUACAAUUUAUAAGUAACUGAAAAUAUAGAAAAGAACAUAUAAUUAUCUAACCGAAGUAGUGAAAAUGGAUAAGCGAUAGCUAUUAAGACCCCCAUUAACUGAUCUUUAGAUUAAGUCGUAUAGCCAUCGAUACGACAACAGCCUCAUAGAUCCAGACGCACCAGUCAUGAUCUCGGCGUACUGAUCUUCCCGACCUGGUCACGCAUGUCCUGCCAUAAACUACUUCAAAGUCACCUUCUUCGUCACUUUCAUUAUCUGAAACAGUCUAUUGUACUUAUCCGGUUGCUGUAUGUCCUGUAUCUUGUUGUUGGCCAAAGUUUCAAUCCAUUUUCAAUCCUUGCAAUCCAUUGCAACAGACAACGGGAAAAAAAUCAAUGCCAAAAUGUACUGUUGAUUAACAAAACUGGACCAUUAUUUUUGGAAUUCAAUUGAUGCAAAAAAAAGUUUUAGCUUUUUAAAAAGAGAGCAAAUAGCAUGACAUAGUACCGUGACGCUGGUGGUCAAAAUCCCACGUUAACUUGUGUUGAUUCGCUUCUUAUGGUUCGUUGUCAAACAGGGCGAAAGUUCUAUAUCCAGUGCCUCAUCACAACUUCUUGCACCGAUGGGAGAGACAUAGCUGAAAGUGCUGACAGAGGCAUGAAAGUAUUCAGGACACGGGACAAUUCAAUUUUUCUUGAGUGUAGCCCUUCGAAUUCGUAGUUCUUUUAAGCGAUUCCUUCAUUGCGGUUUCAAAGUCUUGGGCGUAGUUCAAAGAACAAUUUUUCACAGAAACUGACGUACCUUUUUGCGUAUUUCAAAAGCAUCAUAUAUCCAAGGGUUUUACUUGUAAUAAAUGAACCUGUUUCAGAAAGACAGGUUUAAACACGAUCUUAAUAGUCUCAAUAGUUAAAACUCCAACAUUAGUUACAUUAAUGAUUUCUCGUAAGAACAAAUUACAUGUACUUUAAAGAACGAUCUGAUUCCUUUGAGCCAUAAGAAGAUCCAGUGCUUAGAGUUAGCUUUUUUCUUUUGGUAGUAAUGUUUAACUUGACGAUCUUUUGGGUCCGUGAAAACAGUACUUUCCUUUUCCGAACACAAAAGUCUUGUUCGUUGAGUUGUCUACAACCAGCUCUAUGACCGACGCUUUUUGUUUGCCGGGUACUGCCCUGGUGCCUUUUGCACAUAGUAUGUGUUAAUGUGCCACUGGGUGAUCAGCGGGACAGAAAAAAGGCAGAAAAUAGCAUUUCUGUUUGCAAAACUUUGUUUUUUUCAUUAACAUCGACGAUCGUAUAAAUAGAAUGUCACUUAACUGCAGCUUGCCAUUCACGUGGUACAAAACCGCCAUGCUGGGACGGAAAAGUCGCACUGGGGCAAGACCAACAAAAGACAUACAGUACCUAGUUUUAAUUAAAUGGUAAUUUAAGGGAGAAAGGGAAAAGGGAACUCCCCAAUCCCCAAUCUCCCCAAUCCCCCUCCCCUUUUUCCCUUCCUCCCUAUCCCCUACCCCCUACCCCCUACCCCUUUCGACGCCUAAUACGCAGGCUAGCUGCAAAGGGCCAAUUAGACCAUGCACCACGUCGUGACUCUCUGUGAGUUUUUUCGACGGUGAAGUCAUGAUGAACGUCAAUUAAAGAAGAAUCAAAAAGCUUACUUUAGAGAUUAAGCCAAGUGACGAUCGCUUGGUUUAUCGAUCAAAUUUGACAACCGGUUAAUAUAGUGAUGACAGCAGAGAAAUCUGCUAAAAAGUGUGCUGCACAUUCAGAGUUUUUUGUAUGAAGGGUGUCCAACUGGCAAUAUCAAGAGAGGAUAAAGCCAGCUCCUGUAGUGAGCUUUAUUCUCUCUUGGCAAUAAUUAGCGUAGUUCUUAGUUUGGCAUUGCAAAAGGGUGCAUUCAUAAAUAACGUAACGUAACAGACUGAAAACUGACACUGUCAACCCUGAACAAUAUCAACACCACAACACAAAAGGGAACCAACAAUGAUUUCUGCAACACCCAAAAAACACCCAAUUUCAGUCAUUUUAACCGGUUCUUAAAAGGUAGGUUCAUAUUUGCAGAUCAGUACAAUCGUAUAAGCAUAAGUCGGCACGGUGUUACGAUAUGUCGAUUCCGUUUAUACAUUGUUGUAAUUGUUUGCGGGCUACAUAAAUAUGCGAGACAUCUUUUCGUCAUCCCAGUAAAAAGGAUGGUAGUGGGAAAUAAUACACGAGUUAAUAACUUAUAUUUAGAUUUCAGCCAGUGAUAUAGCAACGACAGAUUUUGCAAAACGUUCAGUUUUAUAAAACCAAGAACAGGAUAAAGAACAAUAAGUUGCUUCUUUAAUCAAUUUCCUAGAUUUAAUGAUUCUCGCAAGUGCCGCGGAAUGAAUCACGUUCUGCAUUGAUUUCACGAAGGAGUUCGUUUAUUGUCAGUUCUAAACGCUUACAACGUACACCCCUCGGUCCCUCCGUGACCGUCCACUCGACGAGCGUACGGCCUUCAGGAGGGUCUGAAUUGGGGGGUGGGGGGGGGGGGUUAAAAAAGUCCGGUUUUACAAAAAAAAUUUAGGGUUUUUUUUUUUUUAAAGGGAGGGUUUUUUAAUUAAAAAAAAAAAGUUUUUUUAGAUUUCCCUUUUUUUAAGAGGUUAAACCCGUUCAAUAAAAAAAAAAAAAAAAAGAUAAAAAUAAAGAAAAAUUAAAAAUUUAAAAAAAAAAAUUUUUUUUGUUUUUUCUUAGACAUUCGUCCUAGUGUGUGCUUGCAGGGAGCAGUGCGGCGACGAAAUGACUUUCGUUUUUUCCAUGAGGGGUGGUUUUGUUUGUUCGCAUCCCCUACCCCCCCCCCCGCCCCCCCCCGCGCCCGCCGGGGCCGGCCCGGGGGGGGGGGUGGGGGCGGGGAGGGGGUGGGGGGGGGGGGGGGGGGGGGGGGGGGGUAUACAAAUGUCAGUUGUCAGUAAAAAUUUUAGGCUUUUUGUUAGUUGUAAGUGCAUGCUUAUUAAUUAACAACAACAAGUUUAUUCAGUAUUACCAUUUUGUACAGGUGUAACACCUGUACGAUAAAAAUAAAAAUAAGUAGCUAAAUAUAAGGAAACUUAAAUUAUUAACUAUGAAACUUAUUUGUGUAUUUUUUUAAAUCGAAAUUUAGCUUUAAAAGCACAAAUAAUGUAAACUAAACGUAAAUUCAAAAAAUGAUGCAAUGGUACCUUAAUUUUUAUCAGUUUUGCUAUUGAAAGAAUUUCAAGUGGCCCUCAAAUUCUGAGGGUCUUGUGUCACUUAGCCUGUCUACAAACCCCCCCUCCCCUUAGUAAAAAUUGGAGGGGAGGGGGGGUGGUUUGUACACAGGCUAGUGUCAUGUCCACACAAACGUUUUUCCUUGCCCGAGUUCAACAUUCCAACCUUUUUUUUUGGGGGGAAAGCCAAAAUUUAUACGUUUAAGGACAUAGAUCGUAAGAGAGACUAGGAAAGACCCUAUCUGCAUCAUCUCGGUAAAAAACUUACAAUUGCUUUUAUAGCGCCUCAUUAGCAGCCAUCCAGUAUGUUGGUGCGUUCUGAGAGGAGCGUAAAUUUGAGAUCAUUGGUCACUUACAACGGAUAUGAUGGUACAUGAUACACAGCGUCCAGUUGCUAAAAUUACCCAUAUAAACUACGUUAAACGCACAUUUGAUCACAUCAUCUUACGAAAACAGUAAAACAAUGCUGUUGAAAGGCCUCAAAAAAGGGUUUUGCAGAAGAUAAAGGACAAUUAGGUCCUUUGUCAUUUGACAGUAAAACCCAAGGCAAAUGUCAGUUGUCAGUUAAAAUUUUGGCCAUUUGCCAGUUGUUAGUUAACCCCAUCCAGACCCUCCUUCAGAAUAAAUACAGAGUAAAUUAGAGGUAAACGGAGAGAUCUCCUUCUGGGCCCGGUUCCUGUAAGGCCGAUUAGCUCUAAUCCAGGAUUAAGAUUUUGUUCCACUUUUUGUAUUUACUUUCCUAUACAUUGCUUAGAAAAACAUUUUGUGUAAAUCAUUACUGUGUCUCAGAGUAAAGACUCAACAGUAUUUUUUAAGCUCGAGUUACAUACUCUUAGCAAGGAAACCGCGCUUAAAAUUUCGCUUCAUCCUGUGUUACAACUUAACCAUCUUUCUAGGAACUGGGCCCUGAUGUGUUAAUAAACAAUUAAUGAAUGGGCUGAGUAUCUUAUGAAGAAUUAUGGAGAUCGAGGAGGGUGUUAUCCGCCUCGGCCAACACAUAAUUCUUCAUAUGAUGGGAAAGCCGAAUUCAAUAAUUGUUUUAUUAUUCAUUCAAAAUAAUUCCUAGUUUAAAAACAUAGCUAAACCAAGCUUACCUCCAUCGAUGUUAAGUUUAUCUUCGAUGGUGCACGUUUAGGGUUCAGUUCAGCUCCGCAAAGAUUCUCUAAAUAGCAGAUGUCGCCCUUCGAGUUGUUUUCUUGCUGUUCUUACCAUGCAUGAAGGCUGCACUUUUGACGUCAUCGAUUCAUUUAUCGCAAAAUUCUUCCAAAUUUGGUCAUCAGUAGCUGGUUAUGGUGAAUUAUUAUUCAUUCAAAAUAUUUUCCCAAUUCUGAUUGGCUAAAAGCACACGCAUAAUUCACCAUAACCAGUUACUGAUGACCAAAUUUGGAAGAAUUUUGUGUUUAACGAGGAAAUGACGUCAAAAAUGCAGCUCGCUACAGGUUAAUGCACCGUUAACCAAGAGGACCUGGGGACGAGGUUGAGUUGUUUUGGUUGUGAAAACAAAAAUGGCCGACACUUCACUCGUUUCAAGAGUAAGAACUACAGCUGGAACUAGGCGAAAUAAUAGCUAAAAACAUAGCAAAAACAGCAAGAAGACAACUCGGAGGGCGACAUCUGCUAUUUGGAGAAUAUUUGCGGAGCUGGAUGAACCUAAAUGUACACUAUCGAAGAUGAACUUAACAUCGAUGGAGGUAAGCACGUUUUAGCUAUGUUUUUGAACUAGGAAUUAUUUUGAGUGAAUCAUUAAACAAUUAUUGAAUUCGGCUUUCGUAUCAUAUGAAGAAUUAUGGAGAUCGAGGAGGGUGUUAUCCGCCUCGGCCGUGAUAACACCCUCCUCGAUCUCCAUAAUUCUUCAUAAGAUACUCAGCCUCAUUCAUUAAUUGUUAAUUAUGCGUGUGCUUUUAGCCAAUCAGAAUCGGGGAAAUAUUUUGAAUAAACAAUAACACAUUUAAACGAACUCCUGCGCCUGAGGCCUAGGUAAAAAAGAAUCUGCUUUAAGUUUGUUAACGGGUACAAUGCAAGCUUUCGCUUUGAUCCAAACGAGAAUGAUUGAUCGUAAGUUGAUUUUUGUACUAAGUCUCUAGAGCAAAGUGGUCAACAUUGCAAACCGACUCGUUUAACCUGAGUGAUGCACCCCUAUGGCAAGACCAGAAAUUUUUGAAUAAAGGUUGAAUAAAGGGAUGAUCGAAUGGGGUCAAAAAUCAAAACCCAAAGAAAUCCCUAGGGCUUUGAACAAAACCCGAAAAUUUAACUCACAAAAAAUCCCAUGCCGAAUUUUCGAGUCAUAAUAACACGAAAAAUAGAAACAUUAGUAAUGGGAUGUUUGUGUUUGCUUAUUCACCACACCAUCUGGAGUAAGAACCUUUUUCGAAUCUGGUGGUAUCGGCUCCUGCUGGUGGUAAUUGUAACAAAGACACUCGAGACACUCAAGAAUACUGUAGGGCAAAAGGGAGUUCAAGUGACUAUAUAAAAAAGCCAGGCGAUCAUCGGCACGAAGACAACAAAAAAUGAAUCGAAGCGUUGGUUUACACCCCGGGACACUUUGUCGACUAUUGACAUUAUUGAUUGUAUAUUUUAAAACCGGUGUUACGAAAAAGAUGAAAUGUGAUGCGUUUUUUUGUGGCUGGAGAAAAUCGCCGGGGAAACGACUUGAUCUUGGGUGGUAUAAAUACCCGCCCCUCCCAUUUUCGUAAUAAAAAGCCCUGUGAAUGUGUUUUUGUCUUCUCCCCCAAAAGGUGAAUGGUAAAUAGUCUCGAGUUCCUGUUUUCCUAAACCUUUGCUUCAUAGAAGCCCUGAGUUAUACAAAUUAAAGUACCAGCGACACGUUUUACAACUCUGAAUUUUGCUUCUACUAGGCUAGAACAGACGAACCUACAUUUAGCCACCACCUAACCAUAACACCAAAACCUCGACCACGAGCACUUUUUUGGAUGAAGUUUUUAGAAGACAACUUUUUAGGAUUUCCAUAGAUUUUUUCCAUCUGCCGAAACAGCCACGUGGUCUCUACCUAUGUUCACUGUACAUACUGACGGCCUACUCAGAGCGUGAAGAACUUAUAAUGACACCAUCGAAAAUUAAACGUUCGAUUGUAUCUCUGGAGAGAAACGGACCCUAGUACAGCGCAGAGAAAGAAAAAACACAGUCUGUCACUGUCACGUAAAUUAGUUUCCGCAAAAAAUAAAACUGGGCAUGAAUAAAAUAAUAGCUAUGCAAAAUAAAAAUCCCGAAAACUGUAGUUCGUAGCACAAGGCAGGUGGCACGCACACGUUAUCUAAGCUCAGUUUUUAAGUUGAUUGAGUUUAUGGACUUAUAAGCUAAGUACUCAUUGUUCUCCGGGUUACCACCAUCUGAGUCACGCAAACAGCAGGGGUAGUCUCUUGCUGUCCUUGUUUUCACUGAUUUUAGCAAGGCUCCACACGAAGGUAAAGCCUUAAGGUCAAACUCCCUGGAUGAACUUUUUGUCUUGAGAAAAUAAAUGACGCCAUUUUGAAUGCUGAUUCUUCUUGGGCGGGGCUAAAUCCUGUAAGGAACAUUUUAACCAAGGAGUUUGACUUCGAGAUUGCUAGUUGAAGCUAACUGAUUACGAGAAGAUACUCUGCACCAAACUGUAAUUACAAAUAGAAGUAUUACUGUAAUUCCUACAACGAAAAAAGGGUUUUUAGAAAGUACAGAUUGAAUUGUCUUCAUCGACCUCGCAUAAAGGGGCAGUCUCCUUCACAGAAAUUAAGAAGUCAGUAAAGAACCUACUUAGCCUAAAUUGCCAAUAACUACCCCAAAAUAAUAGAACCUUUUUUGCCGACCUCAAAAUAUUUAUAGCGGGUCUUUACUGUAUCAUAAAUUGUUAAUAUAGUUAUUCGAAGGAAUUGGCAACACUUCUUCCACCCCUUUGAGCUCGUUGUAGUGAGAAAAGAUAAAGGUUUUGAGCAGUUUUAAAAUGUGAAGUUCUCUUUCGUUGUCGUAUUAAAAGAGAGAUAAGAUGAAAUUGAUCGAAAUGACUAACAAACCGCCGCUGUAGCCUGAGUAGCUGUCCCUUUUUUUUUUUCCUUUUGUGGUUCGCAUACGGAGUUACAGCCGCGCGAAAGCUGAACUGUCUUCUUUUUCGUCCUCGGUUUCAGGUUUCACGCGGCUGAAUCUCUUUCUUUACAAAGCAGAAAAGAAGAAAAAAACACACCAAAAAAAAGAAAAAGAAGAAAAUCGUAAGCUACGCAGCUCAGAGACCAAAGUCAACGAAUCUGGUCGCGUGAAGACUGGAGUGAAUAAAUUCCUCCGUGGGUCACAUGCUCGUGAUGUCACUUCGCGGGAAUAAGUAGCGCGAAAUCUUGUGGUGUUCGAAGGUUUCGUCAUGGCCGCUGUAGAUUCCUCUUUCAGGUAAUACAGCGUUGAUUUGCCUUCUAUUAUCAGUGAAAAUAUGGCUUAUUGUGCCUUUUAGUCCUUCGUUGGAUAAUCUGUCGUAUCUUUUCAUGUUUUUCAGCGACGAAGUCUCGAAAUUAAUGGGAAAGGGCAAGCGACACCUCGUUUGUAACGAAGUUGUCCAAGCUGUCAAAUGCUUCGAAGAAGCUACACAGAAACUGUAAGCUUUUGCCUGUUUUAAUAUCGUGUUGAUGUUAUCCGCUGUAUUUUAUGUGAUUCACAUUGUUGUGGAUGGAAAGCUAGGCUAAAUCAAAUCUUCAAAUUUUCAAAAAUUUUAUCUAUCAUGGCCUGAACUUUACUCGGUGCAUCUCACUUUCAGUUUACAGCUUGCAUUUGUAUUUAAUCUUAAGCUUACCUUAUAUUUAAGGCGAAGCUUGUAUCAAUGUUAUGUUUCUUUUCAUUUGUGCAAAGAAGUCCGUAAAGCUUCCUUUUCCCUUUGGCAAGUUAACACAGAAAAGUAGCGACCUUGAGAUGCACGUGUACAUUUUAUGCAUGUGCAUUUGUCACAAAUGCAUUAUGGCUUUCCAAAACUAAAAUGCUGCUUUUAUAUCUAGCUGCAGAACAACGUACUUUUAGAGGGAAUUAUCACCCCUUUCUUUAUGAAUCAAGCCAUUUAUUAGAUAUUAAAAUCUUAAUCUUAGGAAAAUAUUUGUAUGGUUUGGUUAAAACCGUGACACAAGUAUUUGAAUAGCACAAACGUGACCAUUUUUACAAAAGGCUUCACUCAGGGGUUUAAAUUCUUUUACUGAACAAAAGCCUCACCAACUGCAGGGUUUUUUAACCAAGAAUUAUUGGUGAGUUUCUGCAACACCAAGAUAUAGUAAAGAUUUUUCUGCUCUCCAUCUUUGUUCGUUGUUUGUGCAGAGAAAGUCAGUAUGGCUCAAAAGCAGAUGAAUGUGGCGAAGCUUAUCUAUUUUAUGGAAAGGCAUUAUUGGAACUUUCAAGGUAUGUCAGUGACAUAAUAAUCAACUGUUUUUACAACAGAUUUACUUGUAGAGAAAAAAUUCGAUAUAUUGAAGGGUCAAGGUACUGGCAAAAUAUGUUCACUUUAACACGUUUUUGUUAUCAAGGUUCAUUUCCAUAUAUUUUACUAUACUGGGGUGAAGAUUGUCAUUUAUUAUACUUUUUCAGCAGUGAGUGAAUCUCCAGUGGCAAAUGGGUUGAACCAAUCACGACUGUAAAACUUCAUGUGGACUGACCCGGGAUGGUUUAUUUGCCUACUGGAAGUUUGGAUUUGAUUCUGAUCCUUGGCUGCAUGACCUCUAACGUUCUUGUACUUGAGCUUUUCCACUUUGUAUUCCAGUUCUCUAUGGAGAACUGAUACCAUCAUCUUUCCUAAAUUAAUUAGGCCCCCCUCCUUUUCUAACAAGCCUUCAUCUCUAUUAAGCCCCCCACAAAUGGGCUUGAAAUAAAUAAGCCCCCUGGGGGGCUUGAUAGAGGAUUUACGGUAGUCAAGUUAUCGUGCAGUUUUUACUCAAAAGACUGCUGCCCUCAAUGCCUCUGAAAACUGUUGAAGAUCACUCGGUGUCCCUGACAUGGAGGUCCUCUUAAUAAGCAUCAAAACUCUGCUUAAAAAAGCCCAGGUUAAUGGUGAGCUGGCUACCUUGUCAAAAUGCCCAACACAUCCCGCCUCAGAAGGCCGUUUUGAAUUGGCAGGAAGGGGGAAUGUUCACAGGGUGGAAAGAAAAAACAUUACAUGGACAACAGUGUAUCCUCAAGCAUUGCUGGACGCUUCUAUAUUAACCCUUUAAGCCCUAAGAUCAAAAUUUGAAUUCUCAUUUGCUGUCCCUAUCCAUUUCCUACAGAAGUAGUAGGGAGAAGUUGAUAAAAUAUCAAGCAAAUUCGUCUUGUUUGAUCAUGUCCAUAAUUCUCAUAACCACUCUGUGUUACAAAGCAUUGAUAUUACAAGGAGAAAUUUGAUGCUGAUCACUCUUAGGGCUUAAAGGGUUAAUGCUGAAACCUGAGAGACUGGCAAGUGUUAUUUUAGAAUUAAUUAUGAAAUAAAAAGUUUUAUGUCAAGUUUCUAAAGACUUGAUAUUUUUAACUUUAUUUCUAUCUUUAUCUUUAUCAUUAUCUUUCUGCAAUAGGGCUGAAAAUGGCGUGCUAGGAAAUGCAUUAAAAGACGGUAUGCUAACUUUUAAAAUAUAGCACCACUUUAGAAUUUAACUGACAGUUUUAGUAGAUGUAUCUGUUUGUUUUUGUUUGUGUUUAUCAGAAAUGUUUCAUAUUCAGUAUUUAUUUCAUAAUUAUUAUAUGAGCUGCACAUUUAGUGAAGUGCAAUUGAAUAUAGUUUUGUCAUGAAGGACGUUGUUUAGGCUUAUAAGAAAUCUGUCUAUGAUUAUUAUUAAUUAUUUGUGUCACAAAGCAUAGGUGUGUAAUGCUAAAAAUUUGCAAAAUUUUACCCUUGAAUAAAUUUUCUUGCUGUACUUUUGUUAAUAUGUACUUUAAUGUCAACUUAGAACUUUAUUAUUAAACUUUACUAUUAGUUGAACCAAAAAGUGAAGAAAGCAGUGAUGAAGAGGAGGAAAAAAUGGACACAGGUUGGUGCUCUGUGCUCUGAAGGUGUUACACAAGUCUGUGUUUAGGGAUGACUUUUUUGGUGAUGUUUUCCACACCCUGCUAAAACCUAACACCCUGUCAAAAGUUUGUAGUUAGUUAGAUUUUAUUGAAAAUAUAAUUUCCAAACAUAUAAUUUCUAACAAAUGAUACGAGUUUCCUUUAAAUUGAUAUUUUAGAUAUGCUUUGACAACAGAACAUGACAUUGAGGGACUUCGGAAGUCAGCCAAGCGCGGUCAUUGCACGCCUGCUGAACAAGAAUGCUGUAUAAUGACAGACUAGAAACAAUACACAACUCCCAAAGCACAAACUCAGCCAAAACGCUAAAAAUCUUCAAUGUUUACUCAAGUUUGGGCUUAUAGAAGAUAAUGUCACAGUUUUUCAAUGACCAUGAAAUUCAGAGUCCGGGUAGUUAGUUAAUCAAUUGUGGCCCUGAAAAAAUUUGAAGGAAAAAAAACUACGAAUUUUUAAGAAAAUGCUUUUUUCGUGAGAAGGACUCUUAAACGCUGACAAACGUCAACAAAUAGCGAAAACUAUAAUUUCUAUAUGUUUGCUUUGCUCGAAAUCGCGCGCAUUUACAAGGCCCUAAAGCGUUUUGCUGACUUGCAAGGACCCAUCUGUUAUAACGAUGCCCAAAAUAAAGAGAUGAAUCUCAUAGUUUAUUAGAUAUAAUCCGUGUAAAGUUUGCUUAUCAUUUUCGCAUAAAUUAUGACCUAAAUUUGGAAACCGCUGAAUUUCUCGAAUUGGGUCUUUGCGAUUUUGGUGAAACUCUGUUCAGCGCAAGGCACUAAUGCGCACUAUGUGUAGCCGAGAGAUUUUCACGAAAAAAAGCCGGCAACAGCAGAUUUUCGACUCAGACCUCAAAGGGGCGUGGCAUUAUAACCAUGUGACAUUUACUCCGAUCGCCAAAAGUUUUAUGUUAUAUUGUAGAUUGAUCUAUAUGUUCUCCAUGCUAUAUGUUAGAGGUACGAUUAAAGUAAAGGUGGGGAUACCAGAGAGCUUCAAAGUAGGAUGGUACCCCCCAAAAAAAACUGGGUCAAGUCACCUUAAUGAACUUGUUAAUCUAAGGUGCAUCAAAAUUUAAUACUCUCCACACAUGUCAUUCCACUUUAAAUAUUAAAUAUAUUUCUCUCACGUAGUAUAUUCGAGAAGUAGUAUUAAAUACAGUUAAUAUUGACAUGUUCAUUAUUAUUUUUUUGACAUCAUCUGUCAGCGCGAUGCGAUGCAGUCAUAUGAUUAUGCCAGCCCACGAUGGACCUGCCUUUCUCAUCACUUGACUCCAGUUGUACUCAUGCUGCUACAUCUAGAUCUUUUAGAAUGAAGUAAAUUACAUUGUAUCUUCUUCAAUACUCUUCUAACGUGGAACUCAUCUUCAUUAUUUUUAGUUGGACCAAAGAUCCGUGAAAUGAGUCCAAGUACUAAAGACAAAAUUAGAGAAAAUGUACAGGAUGCCAUGGCAGACAAAGAGGAAGGUAAGUUGCAAAAAUGGUCUAACAGAAUGAUUGACUUCAGUGUAGAGAAAAGCCAAUCCAAAAAUGCCAAAGAAAAAAGAUUGCCUGAACUGCUUGAAAACUGAGAUGGUUUUUAAAAUAGUUUCAACAUAAUAAGAUUUUUUUGUAGACAUUUUAAAGUGUAUACUUGGUAUUCUGGUCCCCAUAACUACGUAGCUCUAACUUUGAAAAAGUUUCCUGUGCUUGUUUGAAGGAGCUGGUAGUGAAGAAAAAGAAAUGGGUGACAAUGAGUCUGAAAGCAUGGAAGUGGGAGACAAGGGUGAUGAAGGAUCAAGUAAAACAGAGAAAGAAGAAACAAAAGAAGGGAGUGAGAGUAAAUCCGAGAAGACAACUUCAAAAGAAACAAACAAAGAGUCUGAAAGAAAGAGAGUCAAUGAGUCUGAAAGCAUGGAAGUGGAAGACAAGGGUGAUGAAGGAUCAAGUAAAACAGAGAAAGAAGAAACAAAAGAAGAGAGUGAGAGUAAAUCCGAGGAGACAACUUUAAAGGAAGCUGAGACAGCUGAUUCAACAAAAGAGGAGAAGGAAAACAAAGCACUGAAAGAGAAGAAUGAUGGUCAGGAGGACCAGAAAGAAGAAGGUGAAGAUGAUGAAGAAGAGGGUGGGGAAGAAGGGGAGGAUGAUGAUGAAGGUGAAGAGGAGGAGGGUGAAGAAGGAGCUAAAGGAGACACUGACACAGCUGACACAGAAGGGCAAGAGGUAUUGACAUCAAUAAUCAUUAUCAUUCUUCAAGUGAAAGAUAAUUAUCAUUCAUUUAGGUUUGUCCAUAGGAUUCGUUUAUACUUUAGUUUGUCUUAUUAAAGUCAAGUUGGUGUAAUUGACCAUCAAACAAUCAGUCUAUAUAUUAAAUGGGCCCAUUCAUCACCACUAUUCUUUGCUGACUCAGAGCAAGGCCUUUUAUCAAUAAGAAAAGGUAAAUGCGCAGCAUGCAACAAUCGGCUUAUGUGUGUUCUUCGGAGGCAGCUCCGUAAACAUGAAAGAAACACAAUGUUAGAGUAGCAACUCUAAGUUUCUUCAAUGCAAGCAAAUCCUAAUCACAACAGCAUCCAUACGUUCUCGUUUCCAAAUAAAAUGAUAUUCAGAAACAAAAUUUUCCACCUAUCCCUCCCUCCGACAUUAUGUAACCCAACAGUUUGCCCAAAGUGAGAUUUUAGUCAAUAAUUUUAUUGUGUUAGGAAGGGGUGGGAGGGUAGUUUCCUAGAACCUUAUAACUGAGUACUGUGUUUCACACUGUCUUAUUUAUUUUCUUUAAUCAGGAAGAUGGAGAUAUUCCCACUAUGCAGCUGGCCUGGGAGUCUUUAAUUAUGGCACAUCUUGUCUUUUCAAGGUUUGUAUUAAAGUUGUAGAUCAAGGUUAUAUGAUGAGAAACUUAUUUUCUUCCUUGUUUGAAGCUCAUAAUUGAGAUUGGUGGCAUUUUUAUGUAUUUUCUAUAAAGGAAUGAAAACAAAGAAGCACAGUUGAAUUUAGCAGAAGUUCAUCUUAAGCUUGGAGAGAUUCAGUUAGAACAAGGUAUAAGAAUAAUAUAAUAUAUUAUUAUAAUAUAUAGAUUUAGCCAAGCUUACUGGUGAAAGCAAAUAUAUAAUUAACCCUUUAAGUCCCAAUAGUGACCAACAUCAAUUUUCUCCCAAUGAUAUCCAUACAUUGUCAAGAGAUUAGGUUAUGAGAAUUAAUAAAAUGAUCACCAAAGAAAAAUGCUUUGAUCUUUAGUCAAAUUCUCUCAACUCAUUCUUUAAGGAAAUAUAGAGAGAUCAGUUUGGAGAAUUUAUAUGUGGAUAUUGAGGCUUAAAGGGUUAAAUACUAACUUUUUCUUGAAAAACUUUGUAAAACGUUGCAUUUUUUAGUAAUCGAAGUAUUGCGUGACUAAAAAAUAAAGAGCCAUUUACCAAUUAUCUGCUGUCUAAGUGGACAGCUAAAAAAAAGAUUCCUUGACAGCAUAAGGUAUGUCAUGGUUUAAUUUUAUCCUUGGUUUAAAUUUUCUUUUCUUUUCUUUUUGGCUAUAGUAUUGUAUGAUAAUGAGUUUGAAAGAAAAGAAAAGUAAAUAUUUAAACCAAGGAUAAAAUUGAACCACAACAGGUACACUGUAGUGGACCUUCUUGGUUACUAUUUAGCCUAACAAAAAGUAUCUGUCAUUUGUUGAGUUGUGCUCAUUCAAGUAUAUCAGUAGUUGAAAGUUCCCCCCCCCCCCCUUCCAAAUUAAAUUAAGGUGUCAAGGUUGUGUAUAAAUGUUGAGACUGGAUUCGAUGAUCCAGGUGGGUCCUUGCAGGCCCAUUCAGAUCCCAGGAUUAAUAUUAGUAGUAUCUGCUUAUAAUUAAGCUGUACUGAAUAUUUCUUGACUUGCAUUCAAGAGCAAUUUGCAGGUGCCAUAGAAGACUUUAAGAAGUGUCUUGAGCUUCAGGAGAAGCAUUUGGAAUCUGAUGACAGACUUAUUGCAGAAACGUAUCCUUAGCUUAUUGUAAAAAAAUCAUUCACCCUUAUGGACUUCACUGCUCACUCGACCCUGCAUCUUUCUUCACUAUACAUCAAGUCUAGAUNCCUAAGAAAUAUGAGAGGGAGAACCCCAGCACCUCCCCCCUUCCCAUCAACCCACUUGCCACCCAGGACACCCCCCCCCCCCCUUCCCAAGAACCCCCUUCCCACCCAAGAACAUUCUUCCUCCCCAAGAACCCCCUUCUUACCCAGGAAGCCCCUUUUCACCCAUUGGCAAGAGCCCCCUUUGUAUCCAAUAAGCCUCUCCCUAUUCAAGAACCUCCUGCCUACAUUACCCCUCUCCAUACCCAAGCCCUCCCCCCACAAAGGACCCCUUGCCUACCUAAGGACCCUGUCACUGCCCAUGCUCCCCUCCCAGAGUGUCAAGAUGAGGCCAAGCAGUUUGUUAAGGUCGUUUUCUGUUCUCUGACCUCACUUAAGAAUAAUUGACCGUACUUUUGACUGUGGAGUCAUUGCCUCCCUUUUCUGACCACAUAACAACUUGUGAACUUGUGUGUAUGCCUCACCUUAACUUGUCUACUACAGAGCCUAUAACCUUGGCUUAGGUUAUAGUUUAUUACCAAAUUAUUCCAAGUCAAAAGAGUUCUACAGUAAGGCGUUAAGCAUUAUACAACUCAGAACUACAAAGAUUGAAGCUCGUCUUGCAGAAUCAGAUGCUAAAAGCAAAGGCAAAGGCAAAGCAAAUGAAAAUGAUCCAUGUGUAGUAGAUAGAAAAGAACUUGAAGAGUUACAAAACUUAUCUCCUGAGAUCAAGGCCAGGGUAAGUAGCAAAAUUAAAGAAGCUUAGUGUAUUUCUUUUAUGAACUUAACUUGAUCUAUGAAGUACCAUACUGUAAACUUUCACUUUUAAGCGCUGGGCUUAGCUUACAGAUCUUUGCAAGGGGUUUUAGGGGAGCUUGUAAGCAGAGCUGGGCUGGGGCUUAUUUAUUACUAGUUUUAGACUUAAGCUUCCAAACUUCAUAAAAUUAAAUUGCAUUCAUUUCUAUAUAUUAAGUAAGACAGGGGCUUAUAUUCAAGGGGGAAAGGACUUGCUUUGUCGAUCAAAAUGUGUCUGUGUGUAUGUAACUAAUGCUAUUUGUAAUAACUUGCUAUGUGUAGUGGAAUAAAUGGCCUCAGCUGGUAUAAGACCCCAAAUAAAAUAUUGUCUUAUCUUGUCUUUGACUGGACAACUCUCCCCAAUCUCCCAUGCCUUGUAAAAUUUUAAAGCAGGACUAAGAGCCAAAUAUUUUAGUUUGUAAAAUUUUCAUCUUAGCCUGUUAGUCAUUAGCCUUUGUAUUUUCAUGAUGGUUAAAUCUUUUAGAUUUUUUUUCACUAAGCAUUUUUAGUUGUUUAGCCUUUUUAGCCUUUUAACUUUUUAACCGUUAGCUUUUUAUAAAAAAAAAAAAUAUUUGAUUUUAUUAGCUUUUUUAAUGUUAUUGAAUCUAAGUCAGAGGACCUCCCUGAAAAAUACUAAAUGUGACUUUAUCGAUUAUUUGUUGUUAUUACUAUCAUCAUUAUUAUUAUUAUCAUUACUUCAUGAUUGUACAAUUAAACUUGAAUCUCUCAGAGCAUUAAAAACCUUUAAUUAUUCAGUCAUUGUUAGGUCAAAAUUAUGUCAUUCAAACUGUUAAAGUUAUUAUUGUUAAUAGCAAAAUUAUAUGGUGUAGCCAAUUCAAAAAUGAAACUCUUUGGCAGAACUGUAAGUCUAGGUUUAUUUUUUAUUUUGUUAAGAUUUUAGAUUUUUUUUGUUGUAUCUGUGAUUUUUUUUGCUGUGGCCAUUAUUGUUAGGAAUGAAUAAAAUUUUCGAGUAAUCUUUUUGUACUUAUUAUGUUGAUAACUUUUGUAUUUUGAUUAUCAUUUUUUUAGGUGGAUGAUGCUCAAGAGAUGAUGAACGCUGCUGCCAGUCAGCAGGUAUGUUAAUGACUGUACAGGUAGUUUGACUUGAAGUGGUAAUGUGACUCGUACAUGAGUCAUGUAUAUAUUAACCCUUUAAGCCCCAAUAACCACAUACAAAUUCUCCAAACUGAUCUCCGAAUACAUUCCCUAAAAGAAUAAGUUGAGAGAAUUUAAUGGCAGAUCAAAGCAUUUUCUCUUUAGUGAUCAUUUCAUAAAUUCUCAUAACCUAAUCUCUUGACAAGGUAUGAAUUUUGUUGGGAGAAAAUUGAUAUUGGUCACCAUUGAGACUUAGAGGGUUAACAAAAUAUUAUUAUUAGGGAAGUUACAUGACUAUUUAUACAUCCUGUUCCUUCUGUAUUUAACCAUCUCUGUGAAUUUCAUAGUUUGAAGAAAAAACAUUGAUAGAGAAUAAACUAAUCAAUGAAAGGAAAUCACCAGAGUAAAGGAAGUGUACAAUGAAGAAGGCACAUCACAAAUUUUAACAUUCUUCAAGAAUAUCAUUGUCUAUGCACUUGAAUCUCAAACACCUGUUCUACCAGCUGAUGGCAACUCUAUGCUGUGCCUGCAGACUGAAAACCAUGCCUAUGUUAACCAAUUUCUCAAUUGCGGUAACAGAAAAAUUUGAGCUGCUUUUGCAGCCUUAAAACAACGACACAUUUAGAGAUGUUAACAAAGUAAAAAUUAAUAAACAUUUACAAUGCAAGAUAAGAAAAACUUAAGUCCAGUUGAAAUUUUUGCAAUUUCCUGAAGCACUCAGUAACUUAUAUCAAAACUUUGGAACUCUUUAAUGAACUUUCAUAAAAAAUCUUUGGCAGCUGGCUUUGGAUGUUUUUAGGAUGAUUUGAUUUUCUAUGAAAAAUCCUGACACCUCAGCAAGGAUAAAUUAAAAAUCUCAUGCCUUAAUGGCUCACAAAACAUUGGCUCAUACAUAAUGCUUCACACUUUAGUUUCUUGUCUGAUUGGCGACUCGAAGUCAAUAACCUUAUCAAAUCUUGACCGCAUCAAUUGUUUUUCAACCUUUUGGGUCUAGGGUUUAUGUAUCAGAUGAAAACAAUGCAUCAUCUGUUUGAGAUUAUUAAUUUUGCCAUGAAGUUUGUUUGCAAAAUGCAUAGGAUUUUUCUACGUUUUUUUUUUAUUUACUUAGGCUGAAACAACAACAGAAGAGGGCUUUGGAUCAAGUGGGCUACAAAAAAGUGAUCUUCCUGUCAACACAGUAAGAUUAUAAUAAUUAAAUUUUCAAUUUAGAAUACAUACGUUUUUGUGCAUUUAAAGCGUAGCCUGUGGUUAUUUGGUUGUCUUGCACAGCAUGUUAUGUUUCCUGUUACAAACAAGGGAAAGUAAUUAAGAAGUAAACUUAAAUCUGUAUAAAUUAAUUCCUAAAAUUUACAUCAAUGAUCAUAUAUGUUGUAGUGAAUUUUUUAUUUCAGUUAAAUUUUUUUUCAUUGUUUUUGGGUAUGGUAAUAUAUGCAAGAAGAAGUUAAAACAAAGGAAAAACAAAAAUUAACUGAAAUAAAAAAUUAACUGCAACAUUUACAUUGUUAACAGUACUUUACCUGAAAAUGGUGACGAAAUAAGUAAGUCUUCCUAGCAGUCUUAAAGUUUGUAAGAUCAACGUGAUGGCGGGCAGGCUCUGGCAAUGCGUUCCAUAGUUCAAGUGUACUGUUUGGCAAAUAAGAGUGACCAACAGCCAUAACCCUUCAACUAAGCUGAUGGUACUAUUCAUCAGGAGUUUCUUUUUGACUUAGAAGCAGAUCUCAAGCUUCUUGAUGGUCUGUAGAGUUGCAACAUUUCUGUUAUGUAGGAAGCUGCUGACCCAUGUAAAGGGUUUCCCUGUGAACCUUGCAGUGAAUUCCAUGUCACCAAGUAUUCACUGUCUUUGUUUUGCUGAUUAGAUACAGGUCAAAAAAGUAUCUGCUGGUGCACCUGUGACUGAUGUGAGUCACCUUGUGAGGAGAAAGGUAAGAAAGUAGUAAUUGGUGUAUGCUGCCAUUAAUAUUUAUUAUUAUAUAUAUUGCAUUUUGUGGUAGUGAUGCAAAGUUAUUACUCCCAGCCUUUCCCAAAAAAACAACCAAUCCACUGCACCAGCCAUCAGAUAUAACCUCCAUGUUCAAAUAUAUUGUGUGAUGCAAAACAAACAGCAGACUUGCCUCCAGGAAAUAUUCUUAACAUUAAUUGAAAUUUCUUGCAAAGAUUUUUGUUGAGCCAAAACAAAUCAAGUCGAUAACAGUCGCCUACUCCAAACUUUGGAUGUUUGGCAGCAAGACAUGUCAUGUUUGCACCCAAUUAGAACAUGUUUUUUCGUCUCGUGUACAUGCUUAGGUGCAACCGAUGGCAAAUUGCCAAUUCAUUGCUAUAAUUUUAUGGUGGUUUUGUCCUAGAGGAAGCCAGAGGAAGAGAGUAGUAUAACUGAGAAAGAAGAAACAGAGGCACCAGUAAAAAAGGCUCGUCAAGAUGAGGAACAAGUAGCCCAACCAACACCUGCAGUAACAGAGAAUGGUCAUGCUAAAAACUGAAUUCUGUGGAUGAAAAUUUGCUCAGGCUGUGUAAAUAGACUAACAUGUUUGCUACAUUAUUAAAUAAUUAAAACAAACUGACAUUUGGUGUAUCCUGGUGGAGCGCUUUCUCUUUCUGGUAUGCACCAGUUCUUGUCCAUUGCUUUGACACAAGCCCAAGGCACCGUAAUUCCUCUAUUAAGUCCCCUUAUUUACUUC
Porites evermanni is the source of this 19774-nucleotide messenger RNA. The record is from the annotation of a GenBank genome assembly. NCBI's taxonomy places the organism in Eukaryota, Metazoa, Cnidaria, Anthozoa, Scleractinia, Poritidae.